AACUUCCCAUUUCUAACACACCCAAAUUUCUCUCUGCAGCCAAUGAAAGUCUUCUUAUUUAACUUCUUCAGACUUGCAUGGCACCCUCUCAAACUGACAUUAAGACAAGCACAAAGCAGACAACACUUUUUUAUCUAAUGGGUUGUUCUUUCUUCAGUGUCUUGUUUUUGUUUUUCUGUGUUGGGAUUUACUUGGUGAGUAAAAGCUCAGUAUUCGUGGCUUCACAGAGCACAGAAGGGACAGUUUUCAUCAAUGGAACAGCUUCAAUUGGAUCAACUGAUCAUGAUUUUAUAUGUGCUACUUUAGAUUGGUGGCCUCCUGAUAAAUGUGACUAUGGAACUUGUAGUUGGGGCAGAGCUUCCUUUCUUAAUCUGGAUCUUACAAACCCAAUACUGCUAAAUGCCAUUAAAGCUUUUUCUCCUCUGAAAAUUAGAAUGGGAGGCACCUUACAAGAUAAAGUCAUAUAUGAGAGACAAGGUGAACCAUGCACUACAUUUGUCAAGAACAGCUCAGAGAUAUUUAGUUUCUCCCAAGGUUGCUUAUCUAUGUCUCGAUGGGAUGAAUUAAACAAUUUUUUCAGACAAGCCGUUGCUACUGUUAUUUUCGGGUUAAAUGCACUAAAGGGGAGGACUAUAGCUCCUGAUGGUUCUGCUGUUGGAGCUUGGGAUACAAGUGAUGCUGAAUCUCUUAUCCGAUACACUGUGAACAGGGGCUACAGAAUUCAUGGCUGGGAGCUAGGAAAUGAACUGAGUGGGAAUGGAGUUGGAGCUAGAGUUUCAGCAGAUCAAUAUGCAUCUGAUGUAAACAUUCUGCAGAACCUAGUGGACAAUAUUCAUACAGGCUUUAAAGAUAAGCCACUUGUCCUAGCACCUGGAGGGUUCUUCGAUGCAAAUUGGUUUAAAGAAUUCAUAGACAAAACACCUAAAUCUCUUCAAGUAGUCACCCAACACAUCUACAACCUCGGUCCAGGUGUUGAUGAUCAUCUCAUGGACAAGAUAUUAGAUCCAGCUUAUCUAGAUCAUGUCUCCCAGACAUUUAGCAGCCUUCGAGAAAUUUUGAAAAGUUCAGGAACACAGGCGGUUGCUUGGGUUGGAGAGGCAGGAGGUGCUUACAACAGCGGACAUAAUCAAGUCACAAAUGCAUUUGUUUCCAGUUUCUGGUACCUGGACCAACUAGGAUUGUCAUCAUCUUAUGAUACAAAAACACAUUGUAGACAGACAUUGAUCGGUGGAAACUAUGGACUCCUCAACACCACCACAUUUGUCCCAAAUCCUGAUUACUACAGUGCUCUUCUGUGGCACCGUUUGAUGGGACGAAAUGCCCUGUCAACAAGUUUCUCAGGGACAAAGAAACUGCGUGCUUAUGCUCACUGCUCAAAAGCAACUCAAGGAAUCACAUUGCUCUUGAUCAAUCUAGAUGGUAAUACUACAGUUCAAGUUAGCAUUUCAACAGAAAAUGUUGCCAGAAAUGGCACUUGGACACUGCAAGAAUACCAAAAUCAAAGAGAAAACUUCGCUAGAAUAACUAGAGGUUCUAAAGUUGAUGAAAAUAUAAGGGAAGAAUAUCAUUUAACGGCUAAGGAUGGUGACUUACACAGCCAGAUAGUUCUUUUAAAUGGGAAAAUACUUGCUGUAAAUUCAUCUGGAGCUAUUCCUCCUUUGGAUCCGAUAAGAGUUGGCCUCUCCAAUCCAAUAACUAUUGCUCCUUUCUCUAUUGUAUUUGCUCAGAUUUCUAAUAUAACAGUUCCUGCUUGUAUAUAGGUGAGUAAAAAAUGAUGAAUUAUGCUGCUUCAUGUAUACCAAUGAGAUUCAACAC
This is a messenger RNA of Manihot esculenta (cassava), 1815 nucleotides long. Its product is annotated as heparanase-like protein 3. The coding region runs from base 78 to 1760 and encodes 560 amino acids. The record is from RefSeq and is a predicted model, not a curated record. NCBI's taxonomy places the organism in Eukaryota, Viridiplantae, Streptophyta, Magnoliopsida, Malpighiales, Euphorbiaceae. Gene Ontology annotation, molecular function: beta-glucuronidase activity. The transcript has 9 exons. Gene Ontology annotation, cellular component: plant-type cell wall; membrane.